UUUUUCCUUCUUUAUCUGAUAUGUGAAGGAAGACAGAAAACCUCAGGCACCCGUCCAAAAGAUGUUUCCAACAAAGCCAUUGCAAGGCAUAGUACACCAAGUAAUAUCAGUUAUGCUUCAAAACCGACCCUUUGAUGCUCAACUUGCUUCUUCAACAAUCUCAAAUCCAUGGACAACUGAUUCAGUUUCAGACAUCUUAAGAUCCGUUCCAAGGUUCUUUUUUCAAUCCCCUCGUUCCAUCGGCCGCCAAAGGGGUUUUCGCCACCGUGCUCCUUUAAAGCAAAGAAACCUUAAACAAGAGAAAUUUAAGGUUUCCCACAAUAUUCUUGUCCUUGGACCUGCUGCUUAUAGAAACCCAGAAAGAGUAGCCUUGGGAUUACAUAAAGCAAUGGAGUUCUAUCUCUGGGUAGAAAACUUUUUCGUGUUUUCCCAUGAUGAGAAAACUUGCAAAGAAAUGGCCUUGGUUUUAGCUAAAGGUAAUAAUUUGAACGGUCUAUGGCAGUUUCUAAAGGAAAUGUCUAGGAUUGAAAAUGAGAGGCUAGUUACUACUUCGACCAUCACCUGUUUGAUUAAAGUCCUAGGAGAAGAAGGGUUGGUUAAUGAAGGACUGGCUUGCUUUUAUAGAAUGAAGCAGUUUCAUUGCAAACCCGAUGUUGUCUCGUAUAAUGUGAUUAUUCAUGCUCUUUGUAGAGUGGGAAAUUUUAAUAAAGCAAGGUUCUUGUUGGAACAAAUGGAGCUACCUGGUUUUAAAUGUCCACCAGAUGUGUAUACUUACACGAUUUUGAUAAGUUCUUAUUGUAAGUUCGGUAUGCAAACCGGAUGUCGAAAGGCAAUUCGAAGGAGGCUUUAUGAGGCGAAUCACUUGUGUGAGAUGUUGUUUAAGGGUUUUGUUCCUGAUGUUGUGACUUAUAAUUGUUUGAUCGAUGGUUGUUGUAAGACGAAUCGAAUCGAAAGGGCUUUGGAACUUUUUGAAGACAUGAAUAAAAGAAAUUGUGUUCCAAACCGGAUCACGUAUAAUUCUUUCAUUAGGUACUAUUGUGUUGUUAACGAGAUUGAUAAAGGUAUCGAGAUGCUCCGGAAGAUGCAACGGAUGAAUCAUGGGGUAGCAACAAACAGUUUGCAUACUCCGAUUAUACAUGCUCUGUGUGAAGCUGGAAGAGUGUUGGAAGCUAAGGAUUUUCUUUGUGAGUUGAUUGCUGGGGGCUCUAUCCCAAGAGAGUAUACAUAUAAGUUAAUCUGUGAUGCACUGAAUUCAGCAGGGGCAACCAAUUUGAUUGAUGAUGAGCUGCAUAAAAGACUAAGAGAUGGAAUCGAGAGUCGAUGUAGACAAGUGAAGAAGGUGAAACAUGUAACGAGUUGCAUACGGACAAUGAGGACCGUGGAGGAAGUUUAGUUUUCAAGUUAAAAAAGGUA
This is a messenger RNA of Hibiscus syriacus, 1413 nucleotides long. RefSeq names its product pentatricopeptide repeat-containing protein At1g77405-like. Gene Ontology annotation, molecular function: protein binding. NCBI's taxonomy places the organism in Eukaryota, Viridiplantae, Streptophyta, Magnoliopsida, Malvales, Malvaceae. The record is from RefSeq and is a predicted model, not a curated record.